GUAAAAACAAAAAUCAGCCAACAAAUGUGUGAAAAGUGCGCGUAAUUCUGUGAAAAGUUUAUUUUGAGUUUAAAAACUAAGUGUUUCUACAAUUAAACUUAGCUUGUGCAAUAACCAACAAUUAAUAUAAGCUUUUAUGUGAAUAAAUACCAAUUUUUACCAAAAAUAUUUUAAUUUGUGAUUAUAUUUUAUAUAUAUUCUAAAUACAUACGCAAAAGAUUACGGGUCGCUCAAGGAUUCCAGGAAGAUAAUUAAAUGCGCGUUAGAUUUGGUGAAAACCCCAAGAUGCAGCUGCGCCUCAACUAGAUGACCCGAAGCGGAUUAACAGGUAUCAUUCCAUUUACCUGUGCCUCCUUUAAAAGGCACUGCUCUGCGGCAAGCGAUCACAGUUACAAACUGAAACGUCUAACGUGAACAACGUGGAAAUCUUUAUCGAAACCUCUCGAAAUAUGGUGUUAAGCAAUUCAACGCCCAACAAUAAUCACAAGCAGCACGAGCUUGUCGUGGAUACGGCGGCCAUGAAUAGCGCCGAUCUGACUGAAUUGAUUCAACUGAAUGCCGAGAUUGAGGAGCGUCGCUCCCGGCAUGCCCAUUGUGGCGAUGUGAGUGAUGCAAGUGGUUUGCUGCGUGCAACGAUGACGCGUGAGGAACUGUUCGAGGUCUCCUCGGUGGACGAUGAUCGUUUCCUCUCGGCUCUGGAGCAUCAAAACUCGUAUGGGACACCCUCACGUGUUCCCAUCACUGAUCUGGACUUGUCCAGCAUCGAGAAUCUGAUGAAAUACUUUGAUGAGGAGGUGCCAGUAACGCCUAAAAAAGAGGCGACCGCAACGCUCGCCUCGUGCAGCGGCAAAGUGGCCAGUGUCAUUGCCAAGUUGGCCAGUGAACCGGUGGCUGCUGUGCCCAAGCCAAGGGUGAUGGAUAGUUGUAAAAUGAAAAUCAGCGAACUGAAGCAGAAGUACGAACAGCAAUCGGAGCAGCAGCUGGCAACUCCGCAGGCUGUGCGGGGAACUGGAGCUGGAAGAACAAGCUCUAUGCUGCCCAUGAAGGUCAAGGAGAUGGCACAGCUCUUCAAUUCGAAGUUUAAUCAGGUGCUGCGACGCAACGAGGUCUCGCAAUACGCGACGCUGCAAAAUGAGCUCUCCAUCUCGCUAUCGCCGGAGCCCAAGGCACAGUCACAGCCACAGCCUCAGCUCAGGCAAGUGGCAGCGAAGACAAGGGAAACAGUACAAGGAACUUGCCUGAUCGCCGAGGAUGUGUUCCGUGAGUUGAGCGUGAAGGAUAAGGUGUUGCUGUUCAAUCAAUUUGUCAGCGACAUUGCCGCCAAGCAUCCCAAAUUCAAUGAGCAUGCCGACGACCUAAAGGCACAAGCCAAGAAGCAAAUAGCUCGCGGCGAAGUGAUAGCCGAGCAACAGGCCAGUGUCCGACAUUUGGCACAAGAGCUGGAGGCGAAGUGUGCAUUGCACGACACCCCGCCAAAGCGUUUAACACCAGCCGGCAAGUGCAACUCCUCGUCGUCAACGCCUUCGACGCCCUCGCUUCAUGUAAGCACUCUGACUGUGGUCAUUAAGCCCAGUCCGGAGCGACGUCUCGUUCCGCUGCCGGGCCAGAAGAGAGCACAACGUGAGCAGCUCGCUUGCAGUUCGCAGAAGCGCAAUCUCUCGGCCAUACGCAGUGUGCUGCCCACCGAGGCUUAUGCUCCGCCCAAGAAGAUACGACGCACACGUCAGGAGCGUGUUGGCAACGAUAGUCAUCCGUUUUUUCAAAACGAGCCGCUCGAGAGCCUCUUCUACACCUGGCUAAGCACUGAGAAUGGCGUGCUCUUUGACAUCACUAGUGUGUCGGACAAGGAGCAGACCAUCGAGAUUGCCAACAGCUGUGAUGAGAUGCCCGCCCAGGGCACCGUUACCUCUAUUGGUGAUUUGAGCCAAAAGUCGGCUGUCGAACGUCUGCUUGAGGAGGCCAUUGCGAAGUUGGAACUGGAGAACAAGACCAAGGAGUCGAGCUAUGUGGAUGAAAGGGAUAAGGAUGUCGAUACAGCAGCGAUAGCAAUAGCAACCGCAACAACACCAACUACGCCAGCUACACCAGCAACACCAAGCACACCAACUACACCAGCGGCUGCCACGCCCACGCCACGUAAAAUGAAACGUCAGGCGCCACCAGUGCCAGCUCCGCGGCCCAGUCUUGUCAACCAGCCGCAGACCGGUGACUGCAUCUCUUCGAGCAGCUCGUCGAGUCGCAAGCAAUCCGAUGCUGAGGAAAGUGAAUCCGGAUUGUCUACAUUACCCAAGAUAACCAGCGAUGAAUCUCAGCCGGAAAUGACUCCAACGCCGCCCGCCGCAGAUGAGUUUGACUUUGCCAAGCCCGUGCGACCUCCGCGCAAAAAGAAAAUGCGUCGCACUUUGACUUGGAAGAAGGAGAAUUCCAUAGUGGAAGCUACGGCCAAUGCAGUGACCAGCACCGACUCCGAUUCCGACUACAAGCCAGCAGCAAUGCAGUCCAAGAAAAAGCCAACAAAUGCAACAAUUCCAGCAACCGCUUCACAUACCUUGCCACUGCCCGAGCAGAGUUACAUUGAGCUGGACAAGUCGCUGAUGCGUCACGUGAACUCGCCGCGAAAGAUCAAGUCAGCUUACACCUUGACCGUAAUGUCGUCCCCAUCGCCCAACGCCGACAGCGAUCAGUCGCCAACGCAGACACCACGUCAGUCGCUGGAGCAACAGCAGCGGCAGAUGCGCGACAGUUUCAUAGAUCAGGGCUUCGAGACAUGCUCCAACGAUGCCAGCCCGUUGCGUCGUUCCUCGCUGGGCAUGGCCAAUGCCAAGCCAUCGGGCUUCUCCACGCCGGUGAAGGGCGGCAACAAAGGUUCGAGUGCUGCACAGCAACAGCUGUUCAGUCCCAUUGGGCAGCUGGAUAGAUCGCGUCGCAGUUCGUUGGCCAUGCAGGUGAUCCGUGAGGAUCAUCCAUUGGAUUUGGCGGCCGCCUCGGAUACCCCAACAACACCCACUUGUAGCGAGCGCGAAUUUUUCGCCAAUGCACCGACGGUGGAGAUGAGCUCGUCCCAGCUGGAGAGUCUGUCGCCCACUAAAUCCCCAUCGAAGUUUUGGAUCACCGCUGGCGACUUUACCGUCUCUCUGGAUGUGGCACACAAUACGCCCGAUCGCUUGCGUCUCCUCUACGAGAUCUUUACGCAAAAGAGUUGGGAGACCCGAGAACUAACCUUUGGCAUCGAUGGACACAAAUUCAGCAGAUCAUCAACAGCCGGCGUGCAGCAGGAAGCCAAGUCGCUGCCCGAGCGACCGCCUAGUGUGAAGGGAUUCUCGCAUUAUUGGUUUGCCAGUGGCGAUCUGGCAGUGCCCUUCAGUGGCAAGCACAUCUCCAGCGAAAAGAUCGAGCGCCUAUUCCAAUUUCUGGACAGCGAACUGAGCACGAAUGCUGAGCUUGAGCUACGCUUUGGCGUCGAUCACUUUGAGUUUAGCAGCAUACCCGAGUUCUGGAACACAUCGCCCAAGUUCUCCAUCGAGAGCAACUACAGCAUGCUCGUCGGACUGCAGACUGGCAACAGCAAUGGACUGGAGGGCCGCAGCAAGUACGCCUGGCCCAACAAUCAUAGCCACAACUCAACCAAUGCGAUCAAGACCAGCGAUCUCGAUCAAACCGAAUUCGAGUCGGACAGUUUCAGCAACAAUAGCGUUCGACUCUCCUUCUCGCCGGACUUGUUUAGCCAAGACUAUGAGGCGGUUCCCCUAGAUGAACUAUUCGACAAAACGUUGCCUGUCGUCCGUUCGGCACCAACAAAUAUCACUACUGCCGCAACCAUGUCUAUGCCCCAAAUGCUGCGUACGCUGCAGCAACAGCAGAUUAAGCUCAAAAGUGUCGAACAGCGGAUUAAGAACUAUGAGCUUCCCACUAAACUCACCCAGGCCACAUUGAAACAGUGCCGCAGCAAACCAGAAUACGCUCAGAAGUUGCGAACCAUUGACAACAUCGCUCGCAGCAACGGAUUUCGUGCCUGCUCUAUGGAGGAACUCGAGAACUUUAUGCAAUUUCUUAUCGAGUAUGCGGACGUCUGUCUGGGCAGUUGCAGUGAGCACAUCAACAAGAUAAUCGAUUCUCUUCUGGACCAGCGCGCCGUCGCCGUUUAAAUUUAAGCAUCUCACAUAACAAAGCAUGCCACUAAUUUUUUUUGUAAUUAUCUAUAUGUAUCUAGGCACUAACAUUUAAUGUUACACACUUUUAUUUCUAAUAAACUUUAUGUAAAAA
This is a messenger RNA of Drosophila nasuta, 4263 nucleotides long. RefSeq names its product slow as molasses (gene slam). NCBI's taxonomy places the organism in Eukaryota, Metazoa, Arthropoda, Insecta, Diptera, Drosophilidae. The transcript is spliced from 4 exons. Bases 450 to 4145 code for a protein of 1231 amino acids. The record is from RefSeq and is a predicted model, not a curated record.